UUCUCACACAAUACACAAAGACAAAGAGACCAUUAUUUCUUCGGUCAUCAUCUCGUGCCUCUCAGUUCUUCAUCUUCAUCUUCUUCGCUCUGCGAUCUCUGUUCACAUCUUCUCUCUCUCUCCCUCUCUCAUUAUUAUCAUCUUUUUCUUUCGCCUUGCGGGUCGAAAAUUUCUAUAAUUUCUCUUAUCUUCUGCUUACAAACCAUAUCCAGCGCAAGCAGCUGAAUAAGAACGAUCAAGAAUCAAAAAGGGGAAAAACGAAACCUCUUCUGUUCUGGACUGAUGGGUUCUUGCUUCAGUUCUCGGGUCAAGGCCGAAAACCAUUUUCACUGUGGUAAGAGCAGCGAUCUGUACGGUCCAAGCCUCUCGAGCCGGAAAUCUUCGUCGACUGUUGCGGCGGCUCAGAAGACGGAAGGGGAGAUACUUGACUCGACGCCGGUCAAAAGCUUCAGCUUCAACGAGCUAAAACUCGCCACCAGAAACUUCAGACCGGACAGUGUGAUCGGCGAAGGUGGAUUCGGUUGUGUCUUCAAAGGCUGGUUAGAUGAGACCAAUCUCACUCCGACUAGACCCGGAACCGGUUUAGUCAUCGCCGUUAAAAAACUUAACCAAGAAGGUUAUCAAGGUCACCGUGAAUGGCUGACAGAGAUCAAUUACUUGGGGCAAUUGAGUCACCCGAAUCUAGUGAAACUGGUCGGUUAUUGCUUAGAGGAUGAACACCACCUUCUUGUCUACGAGUUUAUGCAAAAAGGAAGUCUUGAGAAUCAUCUAUUCAGAAGAGGUACAUAUUUUAAGCCACUACCAUGGUUUCUACGGAUCAAAGUUGCGCUUGAUGCAGCAAAGGGGCUUGCUUUUCUUCACAGCGACCCCGUCAAAGUGAUAUACCGAGACAUUAAAGCCUCCAACAUUUUGCUUGAUGGGGACUAUAAUGGAAAACUUUCCGACUUUGGUCUAGCUAGGGACGGUCCAAUGGGUGAUCUAAGCUAUGUUAGUACAAGAGUUAUGGGUACAUAUGGCUAUGCCGCUCCCGAGUAUAUGUCAUCAGGUCACUUAAACACGAGAAGCGAUGUGUACAGUUUCGGAGUUGUGCUUUUAGAGAUUUUAACGGGUAAACAAGCGUUGGACCAUAACAGGCCAGCUAAAGAAGAAAACCUUGUCGUAUGGGCGCGACCACACCUCACAAGCAAACGCAAGGUUCUUCAAAUCGUGGAUACUCGGCUAGACACUCAGUAUCUACCCGAGGAGGCAGUGAGAUUGGCCAGCAUUGCAGUUCAGUGUCUCUCGGUUGAACCCAAGUCGCGCCCGACCAUGGACCAAGUGGUCCGUGCCUUGCAGCAACUUCAGGACAACUUGGGAAAACCGACUCAGACCGAUCCGGUUAAGGAUACCAAGAAGCUGGGUUUAAGAAAUGGAGCUAAGUUACCAGAAAAACGGUUUAAACAAUAUCCUUUUGCCAGGCACCGGGAGUAAACCGUUCUGAGAUUCGGAACACUGGUCAAGAUGGUUAAUUCGGUGAAGGAUAUUGCAAAAAUCGGUUUUGGACGGAUCGGAUACGGUUAUGGACAAACCGGGCAGGUCGAGACUGAUAAUUAUUAAUUGAUACAUUAGAGAACAUGUGUUUAGCCUUUAGGCUUCCUCGUGUGCUGUGGUAUCGAGUGAAGUAUUGGCAAUCUUUUCUUCUUGUGUUGUAACUACUGUUUGUAUUUUUGUUCCUGAAAACAUUUGAUGUAGAGAUUUUCCUAUAUCUCCAGUUUUAGAAACGAAAGUUUUUCAAU
Molecule: messenger RNA, 1775 nt
Organism: Eutrema salsugineum
Lineage: Eukaryota; Viridiplantae; Streptophyta; Magnoliopsida; Brassicales; Brassicaceae
Product: serine/threonine-protein kinase BIK1
Exons: 6
Coding region: 283-1470 (395 amino acids)
Biological process (GO): protein phosphorylation
Molecular function (GO): protein kinase activity; ATP binding
Source: RefSeq, a predicted model, not a curated record